Molecule: messenger RNA, 849 nt
Organism: Ramularia collo-cygni
Lineage: Eukaryota; Fungi; Ascomycota; Dothideomycetes; Mycosphaerellales; Mycosphaerellaceae
Product: probable metallo-beta-lactamase domain protein
Exons: 1
Coding region: 1-849 (282 amino acids)
Biological process (GO): secondary metabolite biosynthetic process
Source: RefSeq, a predicted model, not a curated record
AUGGCCGCUCAACUGCCACAUCUCCCGGAUGUUGAGAGAAUCAGCCCACGUGUUGUCCGAAUUCUAGGCGGCAAUCCCAGCAAAUACACUCUCCAGGGCAGCAAUACAUAUCUGAUCGGCCAGGGUCGUCGCAGAAUUCUACUGGAUACCGGAGAAGGCAAGCCAGCAUGGAAGGCAACCUUGCAAACAGUUCUCAAGGAUGAGAAUGCCGUCAUUGAAAAAGUCAUCCUGACGCAUUGGCAUGGAGAUCAUGUUGGUGGCGUCUCGCAAGUUUUGGAGCUUUGCGAUGAGAAACCUGCUGUUUAUAAGAACCAGCCUGGUGAUGGACAGACCAACUUUGAAGACGGAGAGGUUUUCAGAACGGAGGGUGCUACGCUUCGGGCAUUUCAUUGUCCGGGUCAUACUGUUGAUCACAUGGCGUUUAUACUGGAGGAGGAAAAUGCCAUGUUCACCGCUGACAAUGUUCUGGGUCAUGGGACGGCUGUUUUUGAGGAUCUCACAGCGUAUAUGGAUAGUCUGACGAGAAUGGAGAAGGUCUUCUCUGGUCGUGCGUAUCCUGGACAUGGCGCUGUAAUUCAGGACGGAAGGGCGAAGAUCAAGGAGUAUAUCUCGCAUCGUAAACAGCGAGAGCAGGAUGUUCUUGGAGUUCUCAAGGAGAAGCCUACUUCUGGUCGGGAAGGGUGGGACAGUAUGGAUGCUGUGAGAAUCAUCUACAAGGACUAUCCGGAAAACUUACAUGAACCUGCCCAUGGCGGACUCAAGCAGGUUUUGAAGAAAUUGGAGAGUGAUGGGAGGGUGAAGCAGUUGGAAGAUGGGGCAUGGCAACUCAGUGGGAAGGCAGCUCUGUGA